Ziziphus jujuba (common jujube) is the source of this 2194-nucleotide messenger RNA. Its product is annotated as protein NRT1/ PTR FAMILY 5.10. Gene Ontology annotation, cellular component: membrane. The record is from RefSeq and is a predicted model, not a curated record. The transcript has 4 exons. Gene Ontology annotation, molecular function: dipeptide transmembrane transporter activity; tripeptide transmembrane transporter activity. Lineage: Eukaryota; Viridiplantae; Streptophyta; Magnoliopsida; Rosales; Rhamnaceae. Gene Ontology annotation, biological process: transmembrane transport; dipeptide transport. The coding region runs from base 351 to 2120 and encodes 589 amino acids.
UUCCAAACCCAUACAUACUGGAUUUACCCAAAAAAAAAAAAAAAACAAAAACCCACACUUACUGGAAUUGACCGGCUUGACCCACGUUUUCUACCCCUUCAAUAUAUAAAUAAGAAUUAUAGAACCUUUUACCAAUAAUAAUCAUUAUAAUAAUAAUAAUUAUCGAACUCCGUUUACUGAUUAUUCUAUUUCACCAGAAAAGCCAAACCAGCUCAUAUCAACAGUCCAUCCUACAUUUUUCAAGUUCUAUAAACAAAUUUUGAGCCAACGUUUCAUUGUUCAAUUGAUAUUCUACUCUUCCUUUCCUGCUUUAUUGUGGUGAGGCGCUCUACACUAACUUUGUCUUCCAAAUGGCAAUCUCCAAUUCCAUCAGCUCUCGUUCCGGUGAAGAAACUCCGCUGCUGCUGGACUACACGGUGGAGGGUGUCGUUGACUACAAAGGAAGCCCCGUUCUUAGAUCCAAAUCAGGUGGAUGGAGAUCCGCGGGUUUAAUCAUAGGUGUGGAGAUUACUGAGAGAUUCGCGUACUAUGGGAUUAGUUCCAAUCUAAUAAACUUUCUCACCGGACCGCUGGGACAAUCCACGGCUACUGCGGCUGAGAAUGUAAACGCAUGGUCUGGAACGUCGUUGCUGCUGCCUCUGUUGGGAGCUUUUGUAGCUGAUUCUUUUCUGGGGCGAUACCGCACCAUUGUGGUUGCUUCAGUCCUCUACGUUCUGGUUUCUCUCUUUCCAUUUCCCUUUAAUUAUAGCUUGCAAACUUUAGGAAUAGGUUUGUUAGCUCUGUCAACUCUGCUACCUUUCUAUAGCCCUUCUCUCAACCAAAUCAACAAAACGACCAUCUCAACUGGUCCUUCUCAGUUCCAAGUAGUAUUAUUCUUCUUUUCGCUAUAUCUAGUGGCAUUUGCGCAAGGUGGACACAAACCUUGUGUUCAGGCUUUUGGAGCUGAUCAGUUCAAUGGAGAAGAUCCAGAGGAGUCCAAAGCCAAAAGCUCAUUCUUCAACUGGUGGUAUUUUGGUUUAAAUUCAGGCACUGUUGUAACAUAUUUUACUGUAAGCUACAUACAAGAAAAUCUCAGCUGGGCACUGGGUUUUGGAGUUCCUUGCAUUGCAAUGAUAAUUGGUUUUAUUGUUUUCUUGGCUGGAACUAGAACUUAUAGGUAUACCAAUAUUAAACAAGAUGAAAAGAGCCCAUUUUUACGAAUUAGUACGGUAUUUAUUACAGCAAUUAGGAACUGGAGAACAGAUUCAUCUGCGAUAGCAACUGAAGAGGAAUCUCAUGGAAGAUUACCUCAACAAAGUUCAGUUCAAUUCAAAUUCCUCAACAAAGCUCUGAUUGUACCAAAUGGUUCAAAGGAAGAUGGGAAGACAUAUUGUAGCGUGGCAGAGGUUGAGGAAGCGAAAGCUGUACUUAGACUUGUUCCGAUAUGGGGGACAUGCCUGGCAUAUGCUAUUGUGUUUGCACAAUCGUCAACUUUCUUUACCAAGCAAGGUGCUACCAUGAAAAGAACAAUUGUACCCGGGUUUGAAAUACCUGCUGCUUCGCUUCAAUCUUUCUUGAGCCUUGCCAUUGUUCUCUUCGUUCCCAUUUAUGACCGCUUUCUUGUCCCAGUAGCUAGAGUAUUCACAAGAAAACCAUCAGGUAUCACAAUGCUGCAGAGAAUAGGAACUGGGAUGGUUCUAUCUGCUCUGUCCAUGGUAGUUUCAGCUGUUGUGGAGACGAAAAGGCUCAAAAUUGCACAAGAAUAUGAUCUGGUUGAUAGGCCAAGUGUGACAGUUCCAAUAAGUGUGUGGUGGUUGCUUCCUCAAUAUGUUAUGUUCGGAAUAGCCGAUGUUUUCACCAUGGUUGGCCUGCAAGAGUUUUUUUAUGAUCAGGUACCAAAUGAGCUAAGGAGCAUAGGACUGGCUUUGUAUCUUAGUAUUUUUGGUGCGGGGAGCUUUUUAAGCAGCUUCCUUGUCUCAGCCAUUGACGAAGUAACUGGUGGAAGCGGCCAAGAUAGUUGGUUUGCUACAAAUUUAAACAGAGGACACCUUGAUUACUUCUAUUGGCUACUUGCGGUACUUAGUGCAUUUGGAUUUGGUGCCUACUUGUACUUUGCAAGAUCUUACAUCUAUAAAGUGUGAUGAUACAGUAUUAGUGCUAUAACAAUACCAAUCAAUAUUCAAGAGGUGAAAGCUAGAUAAUAGUCUAGAGACUA